CCCAUAUGUUAAACAGUUGAUAUACCUUCAGGUUCUCGGGCUUUUGGACAUUAAAAUUAUGAAAACAUUUAGUAAUAAUAAUAGAUACUGAAUCACAUUAUAAUUCUACUAAACUAAUAUAAAGUUUAUUCAAAGAUAUUUUUUAUCGAUUAGUCAGUUGAAAAUAAAUCAUUAUUUAAUGAUGUCAUCUAACGUGAACUCUAGUACAGAUGAUAACACAGAAAUUUUACAACAAAUUGAACGUAUACAAAAUCAUAAAAAUGUUCAAGGCUUAAUCUUAGUAACAGCUGAAGGCAAUCCAACACGUUCAAAUUUGGAUAAUUCAACGUCUAUUCAGUACAGUCGUCACAUGGAAGAGUUAAAAAUGAUAACGGAACAUGUUGUACGUGAUCUUGAUCCCAAAAAUGAACUUGUUGUUCUACGUAUUCGUACAAAACUGAAUGAAAUUAUGGUUUUACCUGGUAAGAAAUUUUUCGCAAGAUAA
Messenger RNA from Trichobilharzia szidati, 484 nucleotides. NCBI's taxonomy places the organism in Eukaryota, Metazoa, Platyhelminthes, Trematoda, Strigeidida, Schistosomatidae. The record is from the annotation of a GenBank genome assembly.